Messenger RNA from Rosa chinensis, 765 nucleotides. RefSeq lists its product as uncharacterized. Lineage: Eukaryota; Viridiplantae; Streptophyta; Magnoliopsida; Rosales; Rosaceae. The record is from RefSeq and is a predicted model, not a curated record. The transcript has a single exon. The coding region runs from base 1 to 765 and encodes 254 amino acids.
AUGUCAGAGCUAUCACGACCUUCAAUAACAAACAACAACCGCAGAGGUCGUCGCAGUGAGGAGUAUGAGCCUAGGUUCUCAAACCUUCCACCACUCCCACUACCGCGUGUCAAUUACCGCCGGGGUCAUCGCAGUGAGGAGUCGCCUAGGAUUUCAGAGCUUCCACAAUUGACACAAACAAACAAUAACCGUGGUCGUCGUCACUGGCAGCAGCAGCCUGCUUGGAUCUCUGACCUUCCAGGCUGCGACCGGUGUGUGACUAUGAACCUGUCGUGCUCCGAGUGUUGGGAACGUGAUCAUUUGCGAACAUUAUUGGAGGACGAGGAGCUCUUUGAUCGUGAAAUGCAGGAAAUGCGAGACUCUUACUGUCGAGAACAGGAAGACGCUAUUCGAAGAACAAGGUCGGCGUCAACAGAGACAAGAGAACAGGAGGAAGCUACGCAAAGAACAAGGUCGGCGUCAACAGCGACAAGACACAGUAUGUUUGACAGAUUGGUGCAACUAGAAUUUCAGAUGUUUAGGUCAAAAACUACAAGAAUUGAUGAUGUGAAAGCCAAGGUCAGGGGCAUGCCAACCAUUAUGGCAAUUGAUGAUGAAGCUUGUGCAGUUUGUCUCGAAGGCUUUCAUUGUGUGUUAAAAGAUGACGAGGGUAGUACCGGGAAACAAACACCCUGUGGCCAUUUCUUCCACCAAACUUGCAUAGCAAAAUGGCUUUCAAACCCAAAGUACAAUUCUACCUGCCCUCUAUGUCGCUACUCAUUAUAG